GAACUGUCAAAGCGACAAAAACAUCAAGUGCAACAGAGCAAGUAUGCAACAUACUUCCAGCACCAGACUGCUCUCAAAAGUAACGUUACGUAUUGUCUGAAAACAUCAAGGAUCUUUACGGUCAGCUUGGUUAACCUGUAUCUGGCGCCGUGAAUAUCAGUGAAUACGCGCGUGAAGGACGCACAGGCCCAGUGUGUGUACGAUGGAUUCAUGGGUGAGAUUCAGCUCGCAGAGUCAAGCCAAAGAACGUGUGUUCAGGGCUGCCCAGUACGCCUGCACACUGCUGGGUUACACGCUGCAGAGAGGAGGAGCCAGACCAGAGCUGCUCAGCACCAUUAAACAGCUUGAGGCCCACAUGAGCCUGACCAGAAAAUUGAUGCGGUUAGGGAACUCCGCUGAGGCUCUGGAAGCAGCGAAACGCACUGUGCAUCUGUCCGACUGUGUGCUGCGUCUCUGCAUCACAGUGGCCCAUCUCAACAGAGCUAUGUAUUUUGCCUGUGAUAAUGUACUGUGGGCCGGCAAAACAGGACUGCUGCCCGAACUGGACCAAAACAAAUGGAGCCAGAGGUCGUUUAGAUACUAUUUGUUCGCACUCAUCCUCAAUUUAACCCGAGACGCGUAUGAAAUCCGUCUGCUGAUGGAGAGAGAGUCCCGCAGCAGUUCAGCUAAAAGCUUUAACUCCAGUCCGUCUUCCCUCGCGCCGACCCCAGAGAACGGAGAGUUCCCUUUAACCCCGUCUCCUUCCUCAGCGACGUCUCCCCUGCCUCCCCUCCCGAUGCUCACGGCCAGGCUCAACAAGCAGUUCUGUCUCUUGAUCACUGUGCUGCGCAACAACCCUCCGCUGCUCCUGGACCUCCUGAAGAACCUGUGUGACGUGUUCAUACCCCUGGACCGGCUGGGUUUGUACCCCACGGGGUCGGGCUUUGUGGGAGCCUGCGGCCUCACGUCCUCUAUCCUGUCCAUUCUCACUAUAGUUCACCCCUGGCUCAAACUCAAGCCCUGAGUGACACAUCACAACUACAUAUCCUGUUGCUUUGUUUCUAAAGAGAACCUC
This is a messenger RNA of Rhinichthys klamathensis goyatoka, 1054 nucleotides long. It is a transcript of the gene pex11b, whose product is annotated as peroxisomal biogenesis factor 11 beta. Lineage: Eukaryota; Metazoa; Chordata; Actinopteri; Cypriniformes; Leuciscidae. The coding region runs from base 203 to 1003 and encodes 266 amino acids. The transcript is spliced from 4 exons. Gene Ontology annotation, biological process: peroxisome fission; regulation of peroxisome size. The record is from RefSeq and is a predicted model, not a curated record. Gene Ontology annotation, cellular component: peroxisomal membrane.